AUGCUUUUGACAGCAUUACCCCAGCUGAAUUUAAAGGUUGAUGACCCUGUUGAUAUGCUCCCAAAGUCAAGGAAAGCCCUCAGCAUUCAGGAGAUUGCAGCUUUGGCAAGAUCAUCCUUUAAUGGCAUCUCACAGGUGGUGAAGGAUCAUGUGACGAAGCCCACAGCCAUGGCUCAGGGGAGGGUGGCUCACCUGAUUGAGUGGAAGGGUUGGUCCAAACCUUUGGACCCUCCAUCUGCCACCUUGCAGUCCCAUUUUAACUCUUACUCCCAUCUGAGUGAGGGCGAACAGGAGGCCCGUUUUGCAGCAGGUGUGGCAGAGCAGUUUGCCAUAGCUGAAGCUAAGCUCCGUGCAUGGACGUCUGUGGAUGAGGAAGACUUGGAGGAAAAGUCACAGGAGGAGGAUCUACCACCUGAAAAUGAAUUGACUAUCUCAACCCAGACUUCAGACGCCGCAUUAUCCAAUCAGGCAUGCCAAAUGCCGUGCCAGGCUGAGAUUGACAGCGCAGACGUCCAGGGCACUGUUGGACCACUCAGCCACACGGGCUCUGACCAGAACUGCCUGCAGGAGCCUUGUCCAUCACUGAGUAGCCAAGACGACCAAGCAGCGUUUGAGGGGCCUGUGCAGGAGACUGAAGAAGCGCCAGAGUCUGACAGGAGCAUCUGUGUGGCUCACAAGUCCAGCCGGAGACAUCUGUGGAGUGGCAGGGACUCCUGCUACUACUCCACAUCCUACUCUGAGUCCGGCCUUUCGCCUGAGGAGGAGGAGGGUGGGGAGGCAGAGGAAGGAGAAGAUAAUGUCUUUCAGGAGGUCAUCCGCUGGUACAGUCGCUGUAGAAGCAUCUCAGACACUUCUGGAGUAGUGUCCUUUGAGGAGGAUGAGCUUGAAGAAAGAGAGAGGUCAAAACAAUGA
Messenger RNA from Chanos chanos (milkfish), 912 nucleotides. It is a transcript of the gene fam131aa, whose product is annotated as family with sequence similarity 131 member Aa. NCBI's taxonomy places the organism in Eukaryota, Metazoa, Chordata, Actinopteri, Gonorynchiformes, Chanidae. Bases 1 to 912 code for a protein of 303 amino acids. The transcript has 5 exons. The record is from RefSeq and is a predicted model, not a curated record.